AUGGAACCGAUCGCACAGGCUAUGUCGGCUAGCUCGUCGACGCAGGGGUUCUCGGGAGGUUUGGGACCUGGAGGUGAGCCGGUGAUCUGUAACGCUUGCAAGCAGGGACUGGACGAGGCGCUGGAUAACACGGUCGUCUCGUUCGGAAAGUACUUGUUCCACCGCUGCGCCAAAUGCCACAACCUCGUCGAGCACAACACGAACCUCCUCCUUCUCUCGGACGGCAGCCCCGUCUGCGAGAACUGCUCCUACAUCUGCAACGUCUGUCAGAAACCUAUACACAACGAGGCGAUCGUCACAGGCGACGAAUCGUACCAUGCCGACUGCUUCCGCUGCCGCUCGUGCUCGAACCGCAUCGAGGAGCUCAUCUUCGCCAAGACGCAGCAGGGCAUCUGGUGCAUGGCGUGCCACAACGAGCGGGUCGCGCGGACGCGCAAGCAUGCCGAGGCGAAGCGCAAGGCGCGCAAGGAGAAGGAGAAGGAGAAGGAUCCGAGUGCGCCGCGGGCCAGUCGAAGCCGGAGCGAGGGUGGCAGGUCGAGCAGUGUUGGAGGCGAUGCGGACAGGACGGCCGAGUUGCCUGACUUGCCGCCGCCGCCUCCGCUGCCGACUCCUGGACCUUCGACGUCGGCGAAGAACGACUCGGUGUCGCAUGUGCGGCCGCUUCCGCCGUCACCGUAUCACCGCUCGACGUCGUUCGACAGCACGCAGCACCAGCGAAGUCUGACCAACUCGUCCGACCCGUCUCGACUCGGCGCUACCCUCCCGCCUUCUUCCUCCGUCCAAUCCAUCUCCAGCCUCUCUCGCUCCGCAACGUCCCUCCAGCCUCCCUCCGCUACGCACUCCCGCACGCCGUCCCAGGCUUCCGCCUAUAACGGCGAACCGGCCGAGGCGCAGCGGCGACCGACCGCAAGCGCCUUGCGUCGCCAGAUCAGCGACUUGCCGCGCCGACAGUCAGACGGUCUCGAUGACCCUCCGCGCGACUUUUCGCCGUACCCUAUGCCCGAAUCGCCUGCGCCUCCGCCGCACAAGCGCAGGGAGGAGUCAGAGGGCCUGCUGCCGGAGAGUACGAGUCGGAACGGGUCAUUGUCUGCUCCCUCGGGAGUCGACAAGGCUGCGAACCGACGAUCUGGGUUCUACGGCGCCGCGGCGCGUCCCUCACUGGGCGAGGACGGCAUUCUCUCGCAACUCGACGACUCGCGAUCAGUCGGUCGUAGCUCGCCUGCUCCGCCUGCUGACCCGCGCGACCACCGCUCGCACACUCCCUCGACCUCUCCUCCUCCGCCUCUCGCGCGCUCCGCCUCUCAGGACCUCCACGCCUCCGCGUCCUUCUACGACCCCGACACGCUCCUGUUUCUCAACCACGUCGGCGGCUCAGCGCCCUCCUCACCCAAACUCGGCAGCUCGAGCAAAGCGCUUCCCGAGCUUACGCUCAACGAGGACCACCUCGAGCGCAUCCCGAGCCCUGGUCCCGUUGACGUCUCGGGCGACGAAGACGAGGCCGGCGGGCGAGAAGGCAAGUCCGAAGUUGCGAGGAGGGUGAGGGAGUCGAUCCAGAUGCAGAAGCGCGAAUCGAGCGGCAGGGCGGAUGGAGACGGCGAGCAGCCUUUGUCGGUUGCCGGGCUCGAUGUUGAGCUGGUCGAGAUGCUCUUGUCGGAGCUCGAGUCGACCAAGCGCGAGAUGAAGGAGCUCAAGAGCAAGUACAAUGCUUUCCGCCGCGCCUCGCGAUCCGCCUUCGAAGGCUUCAGUCUCGCUCGGGAAGAGUACGACAAGGAGGUCGCCGCUCGUCGCGAAGCCGAAGCGCAAAUGGAGCUCCUCCGCACCAAGUUCAUCGAGCAGGCUCGACGACUUGCGCAGGUUGACCAGGAACAGAAGACGGCCGAGUCGCUCAAGCGCCAGUCGAAGGACUUGCGUAACUCGGUCAUCGGCAUGGAGAAGCACCUCAGCCAGCUCAAGGCCGAGGUGGCCCUCUCCACGGCGCAGGUGGCCGAGCUGACGGUGCUGGGCGAAGAGACGGGUGCGCCCGAUCGCUCGUCACUGGCGAGCACGCAGGACGAGGUCGCGGAAGCGCUCAACUCGCGGCUCGAGGCCAUCAAGGACGCCCAUCGGGACGAGAUCAGCGCGCUCGUCGCGGAGCGGGACGACCUGAUGCGCCAGGUCGCCGAGCUCAAGCAGGUCCGCGAUGCCCACCUCGCGGAGACGACUGUGCUGGAGACGCGCAACGUCGCCCUCGCGGAGAAGAAUGCCGACGCGACGAGGCAGAUCGCCAACUUGCAAGAGUCGCUCGCCAAAAUGCAGCUCUUGUCGGCCAAGUCGCCCGCACCGUCUCGCAACGGCCACAUGCACUCGCCGAGCAACGCCAGUCUCCUCUCCUCCGUCGCUUCCGGCGCUCGCUCGCCCCUCGCCACCGCUCGCUACAUCAGCUCGCCUGGCGAAGGCGAGUCGAUGCAUCGCUUUGCGCGGCCCGAAGUCGUCGAGACGUCGAGUCGCAACAAGUUUUGGGGCAAGAGCAAGGGCAAGAGUGAGACCUCCAAGGCGAACCAGCAGCUCCCGCCCCCGCCGCCUGGCAACAAGUCGCCUGUCGUUUCGAUGCGAGCCGGCUCCAUCGACUCGAAUGUCAAGCAACACGUCUUCCAGCAGACUAGCAUCUUGCGACCGGUCAGGUGCGACUAUUGCGGCGACAAGAUGUGGGGUCUCGCGGAAGUCCGCUGCACUGCCUGCGGCUCGUACGCGCACGCCAAGUGCGCGCCGUACCUUACCGGCUGUCACCCUGGACGCGGCCCGCCCGUCCCGCCGCAGGACGACACGCUCAACUUCACGCCGACCGGACCCCCCAUGUUCACCGGCGGCCUUGCGACGCAGGCCGACAAGGAAGGGUCCGAGGUUCCCGUCGUUGUGACCAAGUGUAUCGCGGCUGUCGAAGCUUAUGGCAUGACCUAUGAGGGCAUCUACCGCAAGACCGGCGGCAUGGGCCAGACGAAGCUCAUCACGCAAUACUUCGAGCGCGGGCAAGACUUCGACCUUGAGGACCGGGACAAGUUCAACGACAUCGCAGCAAUCACGUCUUGCCUGAAGAACUACUUCCGCUCGCUGCCGAACCCACUCAUGACGCACGAGCUGCACGAAGAGUUCAUUGCCGCAGCCGAGCUCCCGGAAGGCGAUGAGCGCCUGCGGGCGAUUGAGCGAGUCUUGUACCGACUUCCGCCUGCUCACUUCCACACCGCCCGACUUCUCUUCCGCCACUUGAACCGGAUCAAGUCGCUCGCGAACGAGAACAAGAUGACCUCCGCAAACCUCGGUGUCGUGUUUGGCCCCACCGUCUUGCGCUCACCGAUCGCCGCGCGCGAGUGGAGCGACAUGGGUCCCAAGGCCAAGCUCGUCGAGAUCCUCUGCGACCACGCCGACUCCCUGUUUUCGAAGCCCUACGCGUCCUGA
Molecule: messenger RNA, 3432 nt
Organism: Rhodotorula toruloides NP11
Lineage: Eukaryota; Fungi; Basidiomycota; Microbotryomycetes; Sporidiobolales; Sporidiobolaceae
Product: signal transducer
Exons: 10
Coding region: 1-3432 (1143 amino acids)
Biological process (GO): regulation of GTPase activity; signal transduction
Cellular component (GO): cytoplasm
Source: RefSeq, a predicted model, not a curated record